Capsaspora owczarzaki ATCC 30864 is the source of this 2210-nucleotide messenger RNA. RefSeq lists its product as hypothetical. The record is from RefSeq and is a predicted model, not a curated record. The transcript has 18 exons. NCBI's taxonomy places the organism in Eukaryota, Filasterea, Ministeriida, Capsasporidae. Gene Ontology annotation, molecular function: protein binding. Bases 1 to 2184 code for a protein of 727 amino acids.
AUGACGAAUCACGUCGAGUUGGCACAGGCAGCCAAUGCAUGUGGCACUGGCGCCGUGUGCGAUUGCACGGUGGCAACUGUUGUCACUUGCUCUGGCGGAUCUCUCACAGCCAUUCCGAGUGGAAUCCCAACCGAUACCACAAAACUGUAUAUCAACUCCAAUCCGAUCACUAGCAUUCCGACCAACGCAUUCACCGGUCUUACUGCCCUAACUUUCCUGUCUCUCGACUACAACCUGAUCACCAGCAUUCCUGCUGACGCAUUCACCGGCCUGACGGCGCUGACUUACCUGUCUCUGUAUGCCAACCCGAUCACCAGCAUUCCUGCUGGCACAUUCACUGGCGUCACUGCGCUGACUUACCUGUCUCUCAGCUCCAACCAGAUCACCAGCAUUCCUGCUGGCGCAUUCACCGACCUGACUGCGCUACGUUCCCUGUUUCUGUAUGCCAACCUGAUCACCAGCAUUUCGGCCAACGCAUUCACCAGUCUUACUGCCCUGACUUACCUGCAUCUUUAUGGCAACCAGAUCACCAGCAUUUCGAAUGCAUUCACCGGCCUGACCGCGUUGACUGAAUUGCAUCUUUAUAACAACCAUAUCACCAGCAUUUCGGCCAAUGCAUUCACAGAUCUGACCGCGCUGACUGAAUUGUCUCUCAUCUCCAACCAGAUCACCAGCAUUCCUGCUGACACAUUCACCGGCCUGACUGCGCUGACUUAUCUGUAUCUCAACUCCAACCAGAUCACCAGCAUUCCUGCUGACACAUUCACCGGCCUGACUGCGCUGACUUACCUGUCUCUCAACUCCAACUCGAUCACUAGCAUUGCUGCCACUGCAUUCACAGACCUGACUGCGCUGACUUACCUGUCUUUCAACUCCAACUCGAUCACUAGCAUUUCGGCCAACGCAUUCGCCGGCCUGACUGCCCUGACUUAUCUGUUUUUCAGCUCCAACUUGAUCACUAGCAUUUCGGCCAACGCAUUCGCCGGCCUGACUGCGCUGACUUACCUGUCUCUCGGCUCCAACCAGAUCACCAGCAUUCCUGCUGGCACAUUCACUGGCGUCACUGCGCUGACUUACCUGUCUCUGGAUUCCAACCAGAUCACCAGCAUUCCUGCUGACACAUUCACCGGACUGACUGCGCUGACUUACCUGUAUCUAGGCACCAAUCAGAUCACUAGCCUUCCCUCUUCUUCAUUCACAAACCUGACUGCGCUGACUUACCUGGUUUUGCAAAGCAAUCCUAUCACGACUUUGCCACCUGGUCUGUUCAAGGGCUUGCCAAAUGACUUGGCGUUGUCGUAUUCAAACCCAUAUCUGGCCCCCAAUAACUUUACUUUUGGUGGCAACACUGUUGCUCCGCCCAGCACCUACGGCAGUGCAUCGGAACCAUACAAGUGUGAUACAGCCUGCGCCACCUGCUAUGCCGCUGGGUCCAGUGCGUGUUGCGAGACCAAUUGCCUGUACUGUACUUCAUCGUCUGUGUGCACUCAGUGCUAUGACGGUCAUGUUAUGAUGAGUGGAUUAUGCGUUUCGCUUGCCUCCAUCGCUUCGGCUGCCUCUGUUGCAUCUCUUGCUUCGGCAGCCUCGAUUGCCUCUGAUAUUUCCGCUGCCUCGGCGUCCGUUGCCACUGUGUCCUCAGCGUCAAUUGCCUCGCAAAUGUCUGCGUCCGCCGCCAGUGCUUCAUCUGUUUGGCAGACAUCGGCUGCAUCUGCUGCGUCCAAUGCUCCAAACGAGUCAAGCGAUGCAUCUUCUUUGCCCAUUAUUCUUGGAGUCAUUUUUGGCGUGCUAGGUCUUCUCUUGUUGGUUGCGCUGGUUGUGGCCCUUCGGCGUCGUCGCUCACCAAAGGGAUUGGCAACCACUAACUCAGCCACCAAACUGCGCGAAUCAACAUUGGGCUCAGAUCCGACUUCCCAGCCUCUUAACGACAAGGGCACUGGGCCGCACUUCGCGAAUCCCACCUAUGAGGCCUUGUCUGGCAACCACGCCUUGUACGAAGCUGUUGACACAAAGCCCCAGGCCUCGGCGUCGGAACAGGUGUAUGCCAACGCAUCUCAAGCAUCUGCACCCGGCGUCGAGUACGCUGAUCCUUCGCUGCCCAAUGCCUCGUCUGUCCGUGUGCCGCCCACGCCCUCAACAACCUCUUACGCGACGAUCGCCGAUGUAGCUUCCACCACCAGCCCGUAAUUUGUCGACUCCGCGCCGAUCGCUGA